AUGCCAAGAAACAGGCGACACAAUAGCAGUUUGUUUGCUUUAGGCAGGGGUUCAGAGAAUUUGCUGCUGAUAAGGAGGCAUACGAACGUAAGCGGGAGCCUAAGCCUGAGAACUAGAUGUGGCUGUUUGGCACAAAUGCGUGUUCAAUGUAGAUGGAUUAUUUCAUACUUUGAUAAUGUUCACAACCACGAGAUGCUCGAUAGAACACUUACAUUUAUGCUCCCUAGUCAUAGGAAGAUGAAUGCUACCGCAAUUGAUCAAAUGAACAUGAUGUUGAAAGUUGGGAUUAAAACACCACAGAUAUAUUCAUCAUUUGUGCAUACUGCAGGGGAGGAGAAUCUUGGAACGUUUGUGUAUUACUUAGCAGAUAAAGAGGGUCGUUUGGUGCACCUUUUUUGGUCUAAUAACUGUAGUCAAUUAGAUUACCAUGUGUUCGGAGAUGUUGUAGCAUUUGAUGCAACUUAUCGGAAGAAUAAGUACAUGUGCCCACUGAUUGUGUUUUUUGGCAUAAAUCACCAUAACCAAACUAUUGUUUUCGCUGCUGCCCUUGUUGCAAAUGAGAGUGAGGAGACAUAUUCGGGGCUACUUGAAAGAUUUUUGGAAGCUAUGAAGGAAAAAGCUCCUGAGUGUGUUAUCACAGAUGGGCACAGGGCAAUGAGAAAGGCGAUUGAAAAAAUAUUUCCUAUGGCUUAUCAUCGUCUCUGUGCAUGGCAUCUCCUUCUAAAUGCAACAUUGAUUUUGGCAAAUCCAGCAUUCACUUUCGAGUUUAAGAAAUGCAUGCUUUUUUAUUAUGAGGUUUCAGAGUUUGAAGCUAGGUGGGAGAGAUUGGUCACUGAGCUUCAGUUUCAGGAUAAUCAGUGGGUCUGUGACCUUUAUGACCGGAGGAAAAUGUGGGCAAUGGCUCACAUUCGUGGCCACUUUUUCGAUGGAUUUUGGACAACAUCAAGAUGCAAAGGUUUGCAUUCGAUGCUUGGUAAGUUUGUCCACUCCCGCCAUAAUUUGAGAGACUUUGUUGAACAAUAUUUUCGCUGUGUAUCAGAGAUGAGAUCUCGGGAGACACAAUCCGAUAUGCAUAGCGUGGUUGGACACUUGGUGUUUCAAGGUCCGUUACAUGAUUUGAAAAGGAUGGAAUCCCUUGGAAUACCAUGCUAUCAUAUUGUGGCCCUUUUUGUAUAUCUUGAUUUCAUGGAAAUUCCAACGAGUCUUGUUUUGGGGAGGUGGUCUAAGAACGCUUGGUCGAAGGUGAGGCAAUAUGUUAAGAAGGGACCGUUUUGUUGGGACUCUAUGUCAAAUCGCCGGCAGGGCCAGCAGAAGCAGCCUAGCCACGAGGAAGGUGUCGAUGAAGAUAACUACUACACUCCUAACUUUGGGGAGGAAGUUGAUGAUGAGUAUCCUCAUUACCACUCUGAACCCUAG
Messenger RNA from Arachis duranensis, 1416 nucleotides. Its product is annotated as protein FAR1-RELATED SEQUENCE 5-like. The coding region runs from base 1 to 1416 and encodes 471 amino acids. NCBI's taxonomy places the organism in Eukaryota, Viridiplantae, Streptophyta, Magnoliopsida, Fabales, Fabaceae. The record is from RefSeq and is a predicted model, not a curated record. Gene Ontology annotation, biological process: regulation of DNA-templated transcription. The transcript is spliced from 5 exons.